AUGCGCUACCCGCACCCAUUGGAGAAAUUCGAUUUGCUGGGCUCCCCGCCCCCACCCACCCCUGGCCCAACCGAAGUCUCACAGGCGCUGGUCCGCUCCUUCUCAACGGCGCGGAGAAGCCGCUUAGAGAACCGAGUGCCGGAGAAACAGAAGCUUUUCCAGGAGGACAAUGGCCUUCCGGUGCACUUGAAGGGCGGGGCAACGGACAACAUCCUAUAUAACCUAACUAUGGCGCUGACAAUGGGGGGCACUGCCUACAGCCUAUAUUUCCUUGCCUGGGCUGCCUUCUCCCAGAAGAAGUGACGCCAAGACGCUUGGAGGGUCUGGAAACUUGAGAAAUAUUAAUAAACAUGUUGGUUUCUUGGUAACUCUGCCCAGCUGUGACAUGCGUUUCUCACCAGCUUGGGAUAUCUGGUCUGGGAUGGGCCCAUUGCCCUAGCCCUUGAAUGUUGCUGCCUCUUAACUAGUUCUCAGUGAGGAUGGCUAUGCUCUCUGCUGGGCCUGGAGCCUGGGGCAGGACCUUUAUAUCCUCCCUUUGGGGGUGGGGGGAUGCCAGAGCAUCAUGACACAAGAGUGGCAUAGGCUCAGACAAGCUGAGAGAGAUGCCAACACCAACAAGCUGAAAGAGCUACCAGGUGGCGUAGAGACCUCCUGUAAGCCCAGACUAUGGAAGCAGCAGUACUCUGAACCUCCAGGGGCCUGUGUGGGAUCUCAGCAAGAACCAGACUAUGACCUGGGCAUAAUGGCUGUAAUCCAGCUACUCAGGAGGUAGAGAUCAGGAGGAUUCAGUUUCAAGAUUAGUUGGGGCA
Messenger RNA from Perognathus longimembris pacificus (Pacific pocket mouse), 809 nucleotides. RefSeq names its product cytochrome c oxidase subunit 7A1, mitochondrial. NCBI's taxonomy places the organism in Eukaryota, Metazoa, Chordata, Mammalia, Rodentia, Heteromyidae. Gene Ontology annotation, biological process: mitochondrial respirasome assembly; regulation of oxidative phosphorylation; mitochondrial electron transport, cytochrome c to oxygen. The record is from RefSeq and is a predicted model, not a curated record. The transcript has 4 exons. Bases 1 to 303 code for a protein of 100 amino acids.